This is a messenger RNA of Triplophysa rosa, 2613 nucleotides long. RefSeq names its product insulin-like growth factor binding protein 6a (gene igfbp6a). The record is from RefSeq and is a predicted model, not a curated record. Gene Ontology annotation, biological process: regulation of insulin-like growth factor receptor signaling pathway. The transcript is spliced from 4 exons. Gene Ontology annotation, molecular function: insulin-like growth factor I binding; insulin-like growth factor II binding; fibronectin binding. NCBI's taxonomy places the organism in Eukaryota, Metazoa, Chordata, Actinopteri, Cypriniformes, Nemacheilidae. Bases 1602 to 2207 code for a protein of 201 amino acids. Gene Ontology annotation, cellular component: extracellular region.
AAUUAUCCUGAUUAUUAAUAUGUUGUAAUGUGUGGAGGAAGAAUUAUUUUUUAGAAGAAGGUAGAUGUAAUAGGGAUUAACAGCGAUCUGAGGUCACUCCACUGGGGCCACAUGCCUGAAGCUGGUUGCCAACAAAAAUCUUCCAUGUGUGGAGAUAUUGUCUGACAAAGCACAUACAUGGCAUGUUUCUCUGGAUGUCAGUUAACAAUUUUAGCAACGUUUUGAGUGAAGGGGAAAGCACUUGUUAAUUUUUCCUCAUGUCACUUAGAAACACCUGUGAUACAGCGUUCAUUUUUCCUACUUGAGGCGAUUAAUUAUAACAUCAAUGUGAAGGGGAAAUCAUUGCAAAUGACAAACAGCCUAAAAUCGUUGAGCAAUCAGCCAUUACCUAAUGAAAAAGGAUUGUGUGCUUUGGUAUAAGGAGGCAAAGAUAUUGAACCAACUGGAGCAUUUUUCUUUCUUUUUUGAGCUGCACUGUGCAAACGUUGGAAGGGGAGAUUCAUGUGCACAGAUGUAGGAAAUCAAGAAAGACAGUGAGGACAUCAAAGUUUACAGUCAGCAUACUAAAAUAGGUAUAAUGCCUUAGCUUGAACAAUGACAGCUGAAUGAAUUAACCAAAUGUGUGAUGAGUGCUGUAAAAUGUCACAUUAAAAAGUGACUAUGAUUUUUUGUUUGCUUUCACAUUGUGGCUUCAAACUUUGGUCAGCUAUUGCUAUUAUUGCUAUUAUUAUCCCCCAUUCAUUUAUGGGGGCAUAAAUGUCGUGUCGGCAGUUGUGGCCUAGAGAGUCGGACUCGUGACCAGAAGGUUGCUGGUUCGAUUCCCAGGGCCAGCGGGUAACGACUGAGGUGCCCUUGAGCAAAGCACCUUACCCCUACUUGCUCCCCGGGCGCUGCAGUGAUAGCUGCCCACUGCUCCGGGUGUACGUGUGUUCACCACUUGCUGUGCGUGUGUUCACUACUCUCUGGAUGGGUUAAAUGCAGAGGUCACAUUUCGGGUAUGGGUCACCAUAUCUGACUAAUAGGUCACUUUCACUUAUGUAUCAUGACCCUUAAGUAAAAGGUGUGUUAGGUAAAACAAUAAAAAUUUUAAACCUUUGGAGUUCUCAGACUUAUUUUAUGAAUAGCUUUGCACAAAGUACAGAAGUUCCAUGUGUAAUCCUUCAACAUCCACCUAAAGGGUAGAUCAAUCAAAUUUAAACCUAAUGAAAAUACCAUAAAUAUCCCACAGCUAUGGAUUAAAUGUGUUAUUUUAAACAUAAUAUAGAUCUACACAGCUCAUGAGUGAAAACAGCUACAUAUUAAUAUCAUACUAGCUGUGGCACAAAUAUACAGAUAAUGAUAUGGAGUCAAACAUUAAGAAACUCCGCCUCUUUUCUAAUGCCCAGCAUCUGUUGCUCUCUCAGCCACCCACCCCUACAUCUUAGCUCUUUAAAAGCAGCCUAUGCUGCAUUUUCAGGCAAUUUGGAUCCAGUUAUGAUCCUUAGAUAACUCACAUUGGCUGAUAAUCCCUUCAUAAUUUUGUUUUUAGUCAGUGUUAGAGAGAAGCAUUAAAUUAAAAAAGACUAAAAGUAAAAGAACCUACUUGGAUUCAUUGGACAAAGAUGUUUUUUCUGCAUGAUUUACUAAUUAUUUUUGUUCCAGUUCUUUGCUUAUUCAGCUCCAACUACUUUGCAUUGGGCUUAGGGAAUGGGUGCAAGGAAUUGUGUAAUGGGUCCUCAGGCAGCCUCAAAAGUCAUAUAGCUGAACGUUUAACAGGGGAGGUGAGCACAUCCAUUCUGGCAUUAGAUGAACCCUGUGGGGUUUAUACUCUGCCUUGUGCCCCGGGUCUUCGCUGUAUCCCUCCUCUUGGAGAGCAAGGCCCUCUUCAGGCGCUGCUUCAGGGACGAGGGCUUUGCAAGAACAUCAAAAGUACUAUUACAGACGUAUCUCCACCUACAGAUUACAGACCAUCGACUGCUGAUAAUACUGAAAAGGGUCCUUGUCGCAAAUUGCUAAAUACAGUGCUCCAAGGUAUUGAGCUGACAGUCAUUCAUUCAAUCCAGAACAUCUACAUUCCUAACUGUGACAGACAUGGGUUCUUCCGGAAAAAACAGUGUCGCUCAUCGCGGGGAAUGCAAAGAGGCCACUGCUGGUGUGUUGAUGAGAAGGGAGCAAAAAUUAUAUCUCGUAAAAAAGAAGAUGGUACUAUCUCUUGUACCAGUACCUGAGAUUUGUGGAAUAGCACUGGACAACUCAUGGUAAUAAGGAUCUGGAAUCUGAGUGAGAGCUGAAACAGAUUGAAGUACACCGGCAUAAUGAUAAUAGAUUAUUUACAUUUCUUGUUACAAUUAAAUUUGUGAUCCAUUCUGAUGCGUAGAUGAUUUUGUUUCACAGUCUGCCAAAACAGAAACUGUUAAAGUAUUUUCAAUUUAAAAAACAUAUUUUCUUCACGAAAAUGCUUAUAUUUAUUUUUUUCAGAAUAAUGCAAAUUCCCUGCAAACUUUGCAAGGUCAUUGUAUAUAUCUACAUCUAAUUAAAACAAUUGUACAUUAAAUCAAAAUAAAAGCUGGCAUAAACAAAGAGUUUAUUUGCAAAAACAGAUAACGGAUCAUAAUAAAGAAUCAUGUUUUUUUU